CCCCCCCCCACCCACUCAACCCCCUACAAACCUGGUUGCAUUAUCCCGACUGACUGGGAGUUGGCAACUGGGAGAAGCCCAGAAUGGCAUGAAGCGCCCGCAGUCUAGAAGUAAUUUGCCGGAUCCCAAUUGACAAGGGGUUCUAAGAGCUUUUAUGAUGACCCUGGAAGGCAAAUCUCUGGGUCUCUUACUACUAGUACGGUUUGUCCUUCUGUCCAUAGGGGCGAUUUUAGAAUUGUAUAUCCCCUUUCGUAUACUGAAUAUCUUGCAUCUUAACAAGUAUGAAUUUCUCCGAAAUCGAUGGGUUGGACCCACACACUCUGAAGUCGCCACCCUUGCAUGCUCCCAGUUUGCGAGCUGGUUGUCGCGUAUGCAUCUCACGGCAAAGGCUCACCAUGCAGUGUGGCGCACAGUCGUUGACGUUAGUCUCUAGCAGGUGGAGCAGGCUGUAUGCGGGAGACCGGCGAGUGAAACGCAUCUGUGCGACCCGAAUAAUCAAGCUAGACGUUGCGGCCGUAUGA
This is a messenger RNA of Cantharellus anzutake, 521 nucleotides long. RefSeq lists its product as uncharacterized. NCBI's taxonomy places the organism in Eukaryota, Fungi, Basidiomycota, Agaricomycetes, Cantharellales, Hydnaceae. The coding region runs from base 282 to 521 and encodes 79 amino acids. The transcript has 3 exons. The record is from RefSeq and is a predicted model, not a curated record.